CUCUCCGAAAAUGUAGUGAACAGAAUGAAGGAAUCCCAUCAAAGUAAGAGAGAGAUCCAGAGACCUCCCCGUGCGUCCAGUGGCGCAUCUCAGCCCUCACCACCAGCAGAAGAGAAACCCAAAUCUGCAGGAACCCAGCCACCAGUGGCAAGUGACUCUGGUCAGAAUGCUUCUGCUGCAAAGCAGGAACUGCACAGGAGGUAUGAGCAAGAGCAGGCGCUGGUCCAGGAGGAGCUGCUCCGGCUGGCCAAGAGAGAAAAGGAAGCAGCCAGUGCUGCCCUUCAGCGGGAGAGGGCCAGCGCCCAUGAGGAGAGGCAGCGGGUAGCCCAGAUGCCUGCGGAUUUGGAUGCCUGGGAGGUGGAGCUGCAACGCUGGGAGGCCGAGAUGAAGCAGAAAGAGGCCUUCUACAAGGAGCAGCUGGCCUGCAUUGAGAGGAAGAACGCAGAGAUCUACAAGCUGACGUGUGAGCAGUUCAAGGAGGCAGCCAGCAAGGCGGAGGAGCAGAUCAAGAGGAGGAACACGGAUCCUGUCUGUGCAAGCCUCCAGGCUAAAAUCCUGAAGUGCUACCAGGAAAACAAAGGUGAAGAGCUCAAAUGCUCCGAGGUGGCUAAGGAAUACCAGCGCUGUGUUAGAGCAGCUCAGAAG
Molecule: messenger RNA, 645 nt
Organism: Nestor notabilis (Kea)
Lineage: Eukaryota; Metazoa; Chordata; Aves; Psittaciformes; Psittacidae
Gene: CHCHD6
Product: coiled-coil-helix-coiled-coil-helix domain containing 6
Exons: 7
Biological process (GO): DNA damage response; cristae formation
Cellular component (GO): mitochondrion; MICOS complex
Source: RefSeq, a predicted model, not a curated record